GUCCCUUCUUGAGCAAAAUAUAACUCUCCCCAAGUUGGUGCAGUAUAGUACACAACAACCCCUCCUCCUCUCCUCCCCAAAAAAAUCUUUGAAAAGCUACCCAUUAUUUCUCUGUUAUAUUGGCCUCCUGUUUGUUGUUGUCAUUGCUAUUUAUUGCCAUUUCCCUCUCCCUUUUGAUACCCUUGCUUCCAAAAUCUGAAGGGCUUGUUUUGGUGUUACCUCUCUCUCACUUCUUCUCUGAGUUUUCUGAUACCUUCCUUGGCCAUUUUCUAUAUAUAAACACCAUAUAGCUAUUCCUCGAGCUUUUUUCUUCUGCAUUCUGUUCCUUUCUUUAUCCCUCUUGGUGGGUUCUCUAGUGGGGUUUCAAUAGGGUCCCAUUUGUUUUCGUUAAUCCUUCACUAAAGUUUGCAACUUUAUCCACUGGGUUUCAAUCCCUUCAUUCCCUUUGUUGGUUAAGUUCAGCUAACUUCUCUUCUUUGCUAGUAACCCAUCUAAAACCAUGGCCAAUUCCCCCUGUUUUUGCUCUGUUCCCACUUGGCCCGUUUAGGAAGAACUCCACAGUCUCUUCUUUCUAGUCGUUAAUUAGUGAGAACAGGAAGUCGUCGGAAAAUGAGGAGUACAUUGUUCAGCUUCAACACCAGACAUUUCCUUGUGGUUGUGUGCACGUUGUAUUUAACCAUUUGCUGUAAUGGAGAACCAGUAUCAGUAGCAGCAGGAGACAGUAGUAGUGAUGAUGGAGGAGGAGGAGCUCCAAUGGAGUCAGGCGAGAAAGCUGCACUUUUUUCAGCCAUACAAGGGUUUGUUGGUAACUUGUGGAAUGGCUCUGAUCUUUAUCCUGACCCUUGUGGUUGGAGUCCCAUCCAGGGGGUAUCCUGUGAUAUAUUCAAUGGGCUCUGGUAUGUAACCGAGUUAAGCAUUGGACCGGUUCAUGACAACUCACUGGGGUGUGGCCCAAAAGUCGAGUUCAGGCCACAGCUCUUCCAACUCAAGCACCUGAAAUCUCUCUCCUUCUUCAACUGCUUCAUCAAGCAUCCAGUCUCCAUCCCUCCCAACAACUGGGGAAAUCUUGGGUCAACCCUUCAAGUCUUGGAAUUCAGGUCAAACCCUGGUCUAACCGGUCAGGUCCCCACAAGUUUAGCCAGCCUGGUCAACCUUCAAUCCUUGGUGCUCAUUGAAAAUGGACUAACAGGUGGGUUGCCAGCAAACAUUGGCAACUUGGCAAACCUUAAGAGACUUGUCCUGGCUGGAAACAGAUUCAGUGGCAGGAUCCCAGAAAAUUAUGGUCUGUUAAGCAAGAUGUUAAUUCUGGACUUAAGCAGGAAUCAACUGUCUGGUCCAUUGCCUUCAACUUUUGGUGGGUUGACUUCACUCCUUAAGCUUGACCUAAGCAACAACCAGCUCCAGGGAAAUCUCCCAAGUGUGAUUGGGAAUCUGAAGAACCUGACCCUUUUGGACCUGAGGAACAACAAAUUCUCUGGUGGACUGACCAAGUCACUGGAGGGUUUGACUUCAUUGGAGGAAAUGGCAUUGUCGAGUAACCCACUUGGUGGAGACCUCAUGGGCCUACAAUGGCACAAGCUGCAGAAUUUAGUGGUUCUGGACCUGUCCAACGUGGGCUUGGCAGGCCUGGUUCCCAAUUCUGUUGCUGAAUUGAAGAGGCUGAGGUUCUUGGGUCUUAGUGACAACAAUCUCACAGGAAAACUCUUGCCAGAAUUGGCAACUCUGCCUUGUCUCAGUGCACUCUACCUGAAUGGGAAUAACCUGACAGGGGAUAUUCAAUUUCCUGACGUGUUUAUGGGGAAGCUCAGGAGAAGGUUUGGAGCUUGGGGGAAUCCAAACCUUUGUUACCCAUUGGAAAUGGUUUCUCCAAGCAAUGCACCAUAUGGGGUAAAGCCAUGCCAGCUGGGUGAAGAAGAUGAUGAGCAAGUCAAGUUGCUGAAACUAAAUGCAAAUUCCAAGUGGGAGAAAAGAGGUAAUACCAAUGUGGGUCAGAAGGAUUCUGGUGGUUUAAUAAUGGCGUCUUGGGGUUCCCCAAGCUUGGCCAUUUGUGGGGUUUGGUGGGUUUUACUUGUUGAAAUAGUUGUUGUUGUUCUUUGUUCUGGUUCCUGUUGAAUUUGUUUCGCUGCCCUUAUGUUCUUAAACAGAGAGGUGGGUCUGGUGUCAGAUGUAACGUUUUCUUUUUGGGUCACUUGUUAUUCUAUGUCGCUUCAGCUGAUAAGAAUGGUGACAACCUAACUUAGUAGAAGAGGAUAUUGGCUUUUGUAUGUAGUAAAAUGACCGCAGAACCUUCCCAUUGCCUGAUAUGAUGCCUGUCAUUACCAUCAAUCCACUUGGAUUGUUUGCAAGAAAGAUUCUAUAAAGAAUAUGCUUUUUG
Linum trigynum is the source of this 2374-nucleotide messenger RNA. Lineage: Eukaryota; Viridiplantae; Streptophyta; Magnoliopsida; Malpighiales; Linaceae. The record is from the annotation of a GenBank genome assembly.